GCUGCUUCCACUCCGUGCUUUCAGUAGAUGGCGUCGGCUGCGUAGUCAUAUACCCUGUGACGUAUGAACGCGGAAAAUAUGUCCUCUAUCAACCAUUUGAAGCCAUUUUCGCUUUGAACAUUAGUCCACUAACUGCAUGUACAGUGUUGGCGCCACAUCCUCAGUCCCACAAUAUUACACACAAGUUGUCCCUCUCACCAUCAUGUGGUCACUGUGGGCGGAGGAACCAGUCCCUACGGGUAAGAAUGGAUGCCAAAUACACGGCCGGUGGUAUGUGAUAGAGGUGAGGAUCCACACCCGCCUGCAGCCAAUCACGGCAAAACUCUCCCAGUGGUGUUAUAAUGUCGACCUUAGUGAAGAUUCAUUGAAGGAUUGGAACCCAAGUUUAAUGCUGGGGACUACAGUACAAAGCACAAACAAGGGCAACUUCUCUUAUCUGGCACUGAAGAACGUGUCACACAAAGCUCCCAGAGAAAGUUUUCUUAGACUUCUUCAAGACUUGCAGACAGAGUUCAAGGUAGAAAUUACCACUGGUUGGUUAAGAUCGCUGACGGGAGAGAACGAAGACUUGCAGUUCAACUUGACCAAGACGGAACUGGCAGUACUGCUCCUUGGAGAAGGUAACGACCAAAUUAGGUCCUCAGUAAGACUCACUAAGAUACCAUGGGCAGAGACCUCAGAAACUAUAUUUUUAAACGUUUCUCUAGCCUUGACAGAAGAUGAAUUGUUGCUAUGCAGCAUUGAGGACGAAGUGGUAGCACGCCCAGCACCUCAACAGAUCUGUUCUACACGAUCAGAACACGUUAACCAAUCAGUAGAUCAAAUGGACGGUGAACAUGAGCAGAAGAAUGUCAUCAAGACAGAACCACCUGAUCAUGACACAGAACAUGAUGAGCCUUUCUCACUAUCACCCGACCUCUUCCAGUCUUACGACCAACGCUGUUCGGCCAAUGGAGCCCCAUCGUCUGCCACAGAAUACCAGAGAGUUAAUGACACCACUUCCACGCCCCAAACAUUCUCUGCCCAAACUGUCAAGAAAGAGGCCUCACCUGACACAUUGUGGUUAUCGUCGACACAAGAUAUCAUUCCCUGGAAACAGGAGAACGAAAUUCAUGGCCGGUGGUAUAUAUUCCAACUGAUGCUGCUCGACCCACUGGAGAGGAUCGUAGCAGAGCUCUCCCAGUGGUCCACAAGUAUCGACAUAAGUACAGAAUUCUUAAGAAACUGGAGCCCAAAGUUAACGCUUGGAAUCACAGAGGAGAGCUCGAGCCAAAACCACAACUAUUACUUAAUCCUGAAGAACGUGUCAAGUAUGGACAUCAGAAGAAGUCUUUUCCACCUCCUUGAAGAUCUCAAGCAUCAGCAAAGGAUACGUGUGAGCACUGGCUGGGUAAGAUGGCUCACAGGACCCAAAAAUGACUGCCAACUAGACAUGUGUAUUUCAAGUAUCAAACUUCUCCUGCUGGGUAGCGUCAAAGAGCAGACAACAGCUUCCAUAUGGGCCGCGAGGAUGCCAUGGCUGGAGAAACCAUCAGUGGCGCUAUUGGACAUCAACUUAUCUAACACGUUUACCAAAGACAGAAACAAAGUUUUACCAGUACAGACGAACACCGGUGUUGCACCGAAGUCGAGGCUGACGGAGCCUGUGUCAGGACCAGUAACUGCGGCAGGACCUGCACCACCAGUAACUGCGGCAAGACCUGGACCACCAGUAACUGCGGCAGGACCUGCACCACGAGUAACUGCGGCAGGACCUGGACCACCAGUAACUGCGGCAGGACCUGGACCACCAGUAACUGCGGCAGGACCUGGACCACCAGUAACUGCGGCAGGACCUGGAACACCUGUAACUGCGGCAGGACCUGGACCACCAGUAACUGCGGCAGGACCUGGAACACCUGUAACUGCGGCAAGACCUGGACCACCAGCAACUGCGGCAGGACCUGGACCACCAGCAACUGCGGCAGGACCUGGACCACCAGUAACUGCGGCAGGACCUGGACCACCAGUAACCGCGUCAGUCACACCUAAGAAGUCAGCACUCAAAAUUGAACAAGAUAAUCUGCGUCUGCAUGCACAGAUAAGGUGUAAGUGUAGCAGCCCAGUAGGCGUGCCUGAUAAGGCAAGCUCCAGCCAGGACUGUAGCAAGUGCUUGUUAACCAAGAGCUCCUGUAGUGAGGAACUACGUUCGAAUUAUCAGCACUACGGGUGUGGCGUGGUUAGAAAUAUCACAGAUGAGCCGCCGCUGCUCACCCCGCCAGCCACAGCCAGUGGUCGCUCCUUCAGCCAGUACACGUUUGUCACUCCUCCAGCCCAGCCACCAGCCUCAGCCAGCCCAGCCAGUGGUCGCUCCGUCAGCCAGUACACCUUUGUCACUCCCCCAGCCAGCCCAGCCAAAGGUCGCUCCAUCAACAACGACACCUUUCUCACCCCACACACCUCAACCCCAACACUCCCGGCCAGUGUCCAAGCUUCCACAUCCUCUCAAAAUGAUGUCCAAACACCGCAGUUCAGUCACAAUACUAGCGGCAGUUCACAGCACAGGCAAUUGCUUGGCUCUGUACCACCUCCUAGCCAAAAUUAUACCCUAAAUCGUACGCUAAUCUCCAAGACCGAUAAACCUGGCCUCCAAUUCUCUCAGACCGAUCAAAGUGGUGCGAUUCACAUCGCGGCUGCACUGAGCUGCUCAAGUACACAGCAUAAUGCUGUGCACACCGACAUAAACGUUCCAGUGCAGUCAGACUUUUGUCCUUCAAGCAGCGAGGCGAAGAUUAUAAGAGAUCUCCAACAGCAUCACUAUACGGACACCGGACAACAUGUAGCUUUCACCGUGACUUCAAGGAAUCCACUGACUGUGCAAUGUAGUGUUUGCAAUACAACAUUUCCCACGGGAAGCAACAUGCAGCAAUUCCAAAAUUUACGUUGCCACAUGUUCGCCGACAGUCACGCUGCCAACCUCGGGGCGCUGAAACAUGGGGAUCCAGUGAACGCCAUAUUUGCCUGGAUUGAUGGCAUCUACAAAAAUAAAUUUGUGCUGAAGAGGACUUUUGCCGUGUGUCGUUGCGAUAAGGUAGAGAUUAGCCUCCUGCCCGCUGACAACCCCUACCAUACCAUACACGCCCAUAUCAAUAGCACUAAGCAUAAAACCGCGAGUAAAAAAUUCGUUGAGAGUAAAGUUAUCACAAAUUAUUUCAAGAUUAAGAAGCCAAGAAGGAUUAAGCAAGUAUCCCCUUAAGCGACUACGCGAUGUUAACGACACUCUUUAACAUGGCAGAGUUGUGCUUAACUCUGCAGUUAUUAAGGGGGCAACAGCCUGCUACUAUAGUCCUGGACAAUGUACAGGACCAGAGUAUACUUGCUGGUUGGUCAGUCAGCACCUGUAGUGGCCUGCUACUAUAGUCCUGGACAAUGUACAGGACUAGAGUAUACUUGCUGGUUGGUCAGUCAGCACCUGUAGUGGCCUUAUUAACCUUGAGGUGCUUCCGGGGCUUAGCGUCCCCGCGGCCCGGUCGUCGACCAAGCCUCCUGGUUGCUGGACUGAUCAACCAGGCUACCAGGUACAACCCUCCAAAGGCUAAUAGGCAUUAAGCCCAUCGCCACCACAAAGGACGACUUACAACAUUAAACUAAUGUGUACAUAAUGUGUGUAAAAUAUUAUGUUUCCGUUAAUAUUACAACACAUAACUACCCUAUUACAACACAUAACUACCUGACCUAACAGUUGUGAGUUGCAACCAGGUGCCAGAUUCACGAAGCAGUUACGCAAGUACUUACGAACGUGUACAUCUUUCCUCAAUCUUUGACGGCUUUGGUUACAUAUAUUAAACAGUUUACAAGCAUUAAAACUUCCCAAUCAACUGUU
Molecule: messenger RNA, 3862 nt
Organism: Procambarus clarkii (red swamp crayfish)
Lineage: Eukaryota; Metazoa; Arthropoda; Malacostraca; Decapoda; Cambaridae
Source: RefSeq, a predicted model, not a curated record